This is a messenger RNA of Morone saxatilis (striped sea-bass), 3031 nucleotides long. It is a transcript of the gene cnih2, whose product is annotated as cornichon family AMPA receptor auxiliary protein 2. Gene Ontology annotation, cellular component: synapse; dendrite. The coding region runs from base 1505 to 1987 and encodes 160 amino acids. Gene Ontology annotation, biological process: vesicle-mediated transport; regulation of AMPA receptor activity. The record is from RefSeq and is a predicted model, not a curated record. The transcript has 6 exons. Lineage: Eukaryota; Metazoa; Chordata; Actinopteri; Moronidae.
GAGACAGUAGACUCAGGAAACACAUUCAGGUCUGUUUUCAAAAUUUCUGGAAGAGAUAAAAAGAGAAGAGACUUUAGACAGAAAGAAAGGCAAAUAAGGAAAGGGAGACAAUAGAAAGGUGGACUAAUUAACUUAUGACUUCUGAGAGCUUUGGAGAUUUUUGCAACUGGAGUGAUUUCAAAAUCAGAGUAAAUGCGACUCAACAUGUAGAUGUUCUGCAGGUUUCUGGUUAAAAUUUGCCCCUUUUUUACCCCCCAGAGUUGAAUAAUUUACCCUGCACGCAAGCAAAGACAAAUCUAAAUGUUUUUUUUUAAAAAUCUGAGGGAUGCGUCUGAGGGAAAGAUGCAGAGCAGAGAAUUCUGACAUGGUGCCGACCCAAAUUGACAGAGACGAGGACAGAGUGGACUGUUCAGUGGCAGACACGUCUCCAACCAGACACAGGUAUUCUCUACUCGAUAUUAAGAUCAGUCAAGAUAUGGAUCCAUGUUAACUAAAACUAUCAAUAAUAUUGUGCUCUGAUAUUGUAUUUGUAAGUCCUCUUGGAAUGCAUGAUAUUGCCAUUGUGAUGUUAAAUAGUUGUUUCGUUUGAAACCAAUAUUUUUUGCCUCACUGAUUUGAACUUGUAUUAUAUUAUUGCAAAAUUAACCAGUAAUUGGCUUUGUCAGAAUAUAACGGUAAAAUGUGUAAAGCAAUACCUUGUAUCUUCAGCACUUGAUCAGAUUUAUGUGGAGGCAAAUCAUUUCUCAAAGAUUUAGUAAUAAAAGUAAUGUACCAAGAGACUCUCUCUGUAAAUAAUAACUUGCAGCUGAUUUGCAAACUAUAGUUGUUUACAAACGUGUUUUAAUAUGUUUUAAGAAAAAUGCGUCAUUAAUGAGGUUCUGGAUAUAGAGCAACAGAUUAACUGAAAGCCAUACGACAAACUACUGAACUAUCACAAGCCAUAACCAUCUCAGAUAAUAACUCUCAGUUUUUAAAGCGCAGUGCUGUGCUUAGUAUCGACGAGAAUCCUGUGCCUCUGUUGUGUGUCAGUGAGACACUUUGUGGUGCGCGUUAGUGUGAGGGGAAAAAAAAUGUGUAGGCUUUGUCAAAAGAGAAACUACAUGGAGGACGAGGAGGAGACAGACAUUUUGCCUGUCAGAGACUGAAAAGAGGAGCAUCAGGCCAACAACAGACAACUGUGGCUGUGAACAGACAUAUAAGUGCUUCCUAAAUCAAAGCCAGAAAGGGGUCGUCCUACUGUGAGACACACAAGAAGAGACAAAGACAGAGCAUGAGCGGAAGCAGUGAAGCCACUGCUCAAGAUGAUUAUUGAUUGUUACUAAAACUGAGUGCUUUACCUACCUGGACAACACAGACUCAGCUCGCGUCGGAGGGGAAAACAGACAGUAACCUCCAGUAAAGGGAGGAGGGAGAGUGGGCAAUAGCCAAUAGAGAGAAAGAGACAGGGGGUAAACUCCCUUUCUCUCUCUCGACCCAUCUCGUCGUCAGGCUGGCUGGCACAGCCAUGGCGUUCACCUUUGCGGCCUUCUGCUACAUGCUCACCUUGGUGCUGUGCGCUGCUCUCAUCUUCUUUGUCAUAUGGCAGAUCAUUGCAUUUGAUGAGCUCCGCACAGACUUCAAAAACCCCAUUGAUCAGAGCAAUCCCACCAGAGCGAGGGAAAGGAUUCUUAACAUUGAAAGAAUCUGCAACCUGCUUCGCAAAUUGGUGGUACCAGAGUACUCCAUCCACGGGCUCUUCUGCCUGAUGUUCAUGUGUGCCGGAGAGUGGGUCACACUUGGCCUAAAUAUCCCGCUGCUCUUCUACCAUCUGUGGAGGUUUUUUCAUCGGCCAGCUGAUGGGUCAGAGGUCAUGUAUGAUCCCGUCAGUGUGAUGAAUGCCGACAUUCUCAAUUAUUGCCAGAAGGAGUCCUGGUGUAAGCUGGGCUUUUAUCUGCUCUCAUUCUUCUACUAUCUCUACAGUAUGGUCUACGCCUUGGUGAGCUUCUAACAGACAGGAGAUCUGGAGGAAUAAAAGGAAAGAACAGUAAGAAAGACACAGAGGAACAAAUGGAGACAUCAGCUCUUCCUCUCUCCAUGUAUCCUUCCCAUCACUGGCUUGGGUUUUCAACAGUCUAACCUUGGACAAAACAAGAAGACCAAUCUGAGUGAUAAUGUGAAUGUAAAGGUGUUGCCUCCACUCCAUUAUAUCGCUUUAUCCCAGAUACUGCUGUUGGACGGCUGGACACAUUUUGUGAAGGACUGAAAUUAAACAUAAGGAUGCAGCAGGUGUUUGUGUUGCCUUUGACCCAUUAUUCGAUAUCAUUCUGAAGGGCUGGAGUUUCCCCAUGCUGCUCUUAACUGAUCCAGUCACUCAACUCACUGUGAAUCCCCUAAACACUUAGGGGCUGGAAAACAGAAUAAUACGUCUGUAUUCUUUGACUUUGAAAAUGUACUAAAAGCAGGAUUGUUUUGGUAUCAUUCCAUGUAUUUAAGAUGAUAAACACCUCUAAUAUCAAGCCACUGCUCUGAUUGUGUUACAGGCACAUAAAACUGUAAGAAACAGGUUCAGUUGUACAGGAGAACUUUAAAGCACUGUAAGAAAUGCAGAUGGUCCUGGCAGGGAAAUACCAGAUUGGUGUGUGCACAGACACUUUUAACCAAGAUGGAGAUAAAGCAUAGCAACAUCUCCUUGACGCCUCUGCCAAAAGUCAAACGUCACGCUAUAACAAGGAAUUAAUCAUAAGUUCGACUUCAAGGGUCAGUGCUUGUAAUGUGCAUUCAAAAUAAGUAUGUCCAUAGCUGUAAGGACCUCUUUUAUGCUACAUACUAGGUUCAUGCUUUCCAAAGAGCUUCAUGCUCAGACAUAUAAUGCCAAAAGUUUAUAUCUGAAAAACAUUGUGCCAAAUUAAGGCUAAGUGCUUACAGUGUCUUCAUCUACAUGCUAAGGCACUGUAAGGCCUUGUCUUUAUUUUCACUCCUGUUUGAUUUUGGCACAAUGUUUUUUUUUACUUGAAAAAAUUGAAAAAAAACGCAGUCGUUCUGUCGUACUUUU